This is a messenger RNA of Rhipicephalus microplus (southern cattle tick), 3762 nucleotides long. It is a transcript of the gene in, whose product is annotated as inturned planar cell polarity protein. Gene Ontology annotation, molecular function: protein binding. Gene Ontology annotation, biological process: cilium assembly; establishment of planar polarity; vesicle-mediated transport. NCBI's taxonomy places the organism in Eukaryota, Metazoa, Arthropoda, Arachnida, Ixodida, Ixodidae. The record is from RefSeq and is a predicted model, not a curated record. Gene Ontology annotation, cellular component: cytoplasm; cilium.
CCUCUGCGAAACCACAAACAGCACUUCCUACUGCUGCUGCUCCUCCUCAGAUGUGUUUCUUGUUGUGCCAGUCAAUAGGUGUUCUCUGUGCCAGUUUUGUCGCUGUGUGACCAACGCACGGGCCUUGUGCUCUGGCAUUCUGAGCAAUCACUAUACCUUGAAUGUCGUCCGCUCGAGCCCUUCGAGCGUUAGCAGUACAAGGGUCCACUAAAAUUGUCGUCCUGUGGUGCAGCCUGUGAAGCUCUUCUCUGACAACAUUUGCACAGUAGCGCAAAAUGACUUCAAUGCCUCAGACGCUUCGAAUUUUGGAGAACUCCCACGUCAACCGCGCUUUCUCCGAAGAAAUUUGCGAUUGUGAAUCGAGCAGCGCAACCCCGGACGGAUGUAGCGAGAAGUCGUACGAACCAGAGUGGGCCGAAAAUAUUGGCCCAAAAGGCGAAUUGUUCUACAUUGAACCCCGGUACAAGUCGUCGUUCGGGACAAGAUCCAUCACUGCCUCUGACAAGAGUUCUGGAAAUGACUCUCAAGUUGUGCGCUCUAAGGGCUUCGGCUCUGAAGCUAAAAACAAGUUCCGUAGCUUAGUAGGACGCAAAAAGGUCAAACACCACAGUGGUGACGGGCAGCUGGACGUUUCGCAGUGUCGAAAAGAGCCAUCGCUGCGCUCCUUCAACAAAGCAGAAUGCAUCGAAGUGUUCAUUGACGUUGAUCCGGGGCGUCACAAUUAUGGACGGAGGGCGACAAUUUGUGAAGCGCUGUUUGGCAUAAUACCCGGCACUCUGCCUUCGAGGCUUGCCACCGCCGAAAUGCUUGAGGAAUGCUCCCCUGUAAUGGUGCAAGGACUUUUGCCAGAUGGUGAGGCCAUCAAGACAGGAGCUAUAAAAAUUGGAGAUGUUCUGAGAAGCGUUGAUGGCUCGAGUGUUAAUGAGAAGAACAUUGAUACCAUUCUGCGGGGCAUUUCUAAAGCGCAAAAGGUGAAGCUCCAGUUUGUUCGCCCUGAAGAGAACACACUUGCUGCAUGUGACAAGUACACUUACCCGCAGAGCGUCAAUGCUCAAAGCUCGCUCAUCAAACAGUUGUCUGGAGACAGUGCAACGGUUCAGCAAGUAAAACAGCAACUUCGCCAAAUACCCCAUGCAUUCAUCUAUCAAGGCUUCUGCAGUGACAUGCACCAGCAGAAUGAACCGGCACGUCGAACUGAGCGAUUUUAUCGGUUUCCCGACCACGAUCAUACCCUUUCGAACCUAAGAGGCAUGUUUGUAACACUGAGUUGUGUGCUUGGAGAUGUUACUGCGACCAAACCACAGAGCAGUAGCCUCAGUGUGGAUGGGCAUCUGGUUCAUGUAGCCUACUUUCAUGAAGAAAAUGGUAUGGCUGUCCUCUGCCUUCCAGCCGCACAUGCAACUCCAGAAGAAGUUGGUAGUUUUCUGAUGGAAAUCGUGAAGCUUCUCAAGUUAGAAUACAGAUCAUUGACACAAGCUUUUAGGACUGUAGAGGCUCAUGGCUGCAUUGACUUAUUCCUGCUUCACUUCUUUCGGGAAAUGCUCUUGGAACCUGGACAGGAGUGUAACAGACACAGGUUCAUACGUUCUUUGCCUCAUGUUCAUUGGUUGCAUCUUCCCACGGAAGCUCAGGCUCAUGUUGACACUGUGCUAAGCGAGCUUGAGUCGGCAGAUGUGUCGGAGGCAUUUGAUCGUUCGUCCAGGUGCUUUACAUUCCUUGGCUCAUGUGCUUUCUACAAGGGAUUCCUCCUUGGGAACCACUUGCCCAAGGAUUACCUCGAAAGUGUAUUUCUGUAUUGCCGCCAUUAUCAGCUACUUACUCUCACAAAGGAAGAAUCAGUUGGGCAGGUGGUUGUGUGGAAGGAGAUUUUCCUUCAAGACGAGUUUGUGACUGUCCGGUACUUUGUGCUUAUUGUGGGGCUUAAGCACAGCCUCAUACUGUCGCUUCUUGAAGUUGGUGGCUGCGCAUCUGUUUCAGAGGAGAAUCCUGCGCCUGAUGCAUUUUAUAUUGACAGAGUUCAAAACUCCUUGCUUCAGCUUGACUCUCUUGGCGUGCUCUCUGUGGCUGAAAGUUUCCUUUCGAAUCAUGGCUCUGCACCUGGCUCAACAGUCAGUUCGGCAAGCUCCAGGAGCUGGUGCCAGAGCUCAAUGAAAGACAGCCAUUCAAGCUUGUCCCUCACAGUUCCCCCGUCACUGUCGCCAAGGCGAGCUAGAAGGAGUAGUGAUGUGGAACAGUGUCAUCUUUUGCAUUGCACGAGCAACCACUUUGACUGUUCUGAGCAUGACACUCAGAUGAGCAGAAGCUACAGCAGCUGUAGCGACAUGAACGGACUGCGUGCCCGACACUGCUCUAUCUCCACCAGCUCCGAUUGCGACUCCCGCACCAGUGGCAGUGACGUCUAUCAAGGACGGGACGAAAAGUUGCAUAGAGCUUUCACCAGCAGUUAUGACCUGAGCAGCCUUCGUCGCAGCCUCGAAGAUGGCAGCAGUCAGUGCCAAAGCCAGGCACAAACUUUGCUGUUAAAUACCUGCACUGAUGAAAAUCUUGUUUUUCACUACCUCAACAUAGAUGUAGGUGAAGGUGUCUUUGUUGCACCGGUGGAAUGGGCACUUAAAAGCAAUCUGGGUGCUGAGGUUGUUGACAACUUCUAUCGCUGUUGCCUCGAGAUCAGAAAGGUAUUUAACAGUACAGCAAAAGACACUCGAGCUGCAAGGGAAGAUGAGGGAGAGUGUGAGAGUAGGUUCCUUUCAGACAGAAGCCUUUCGUGUGUAAAAGAGCAUGGAGUGCUUUUUACCUGCCCUACCUCCAGUGGCAGCAGAAACCGAUCCAAGGGCCCCGUUUCAUACUGGGUUGUGGGCCGCCUUUUUGCUGACAAGUGUCAACCGAGGGAGGUUUAUGUCUGUAUGCACGAGGAUGUGUCUGCAACUGCAUUGGAGAUGGCAUUCAGGCUCUCCUUCGGCUUGCAGAUAUAAAAGCUGCGUAUUUGUCUCUUGUACCUCACUUACCACAGAGGUGUCAAGUGGAGCAUCUGUAUUUAUAACCACAUACUCAUCUGGCAUUACUUUUGUUAUGCUUUAUUUAUUUUUGUGUGUAGCAUUGCCUACAAGUUUGGUAUUUUGUAUCACAGCUUUGUUUAGAAGUGUAUGUUGCCUAGAAUGCUGCCUAUAAUUAGAAGCUGGUAUUAUUUUUAAGUGCAGAAAACAUACAAAAUGCAAACAAGAGUAUACUGAAUUUACUCUCACAACUUCAAUUCUGAAAAAUGUCAAGAAUUUGUUUGAGCAUGUACACUAGAGAGAGACAUUAUGUACUUCCUUUUGGGAUUUUAAGUGAUUUAUGAUAUAUUGGUUGUUAAAGCAAAUACUUUCUGAAAUUCUUUUAAAAAAUUAAGUUUUUCAAACCAGAAAGCCAGUCUCUAAAGCAAGCUGUCAGAUUUGACGGACAUCAGUAAUUUGGCUCUUUUACAAUGCCACGGUGAAUGCGCCCUCCCCCUAGCGAAGAUUCGCAAAACGUCUGUUGAUCUUGAAGGCUUCACUUCUGGCCAUACCGGUUGUCCCAGCCCCUACCUCAACAGCAGGGAGCAGCACAAAAAAAUGGAAAAAGUGGAUUGUGAGGAACACACAAAUUAUACUUUCAAUUGACUGAAAUUAUCUAAAAAAAUUUCAUUAGCAAUAUAUAGUAAUUAUUGCUAAGGGCAAGUUUGCGGCCAUGGAGAUUACAACGCCUUAUCAGCUUUUGAACCAAAAAGCUCACUUAGUCACCUAA